AUAGAGAUUGAAUGCUUAACCCAGCAAUUUGAUCUUUGAUGGAGGUAAGCCUGUCGAAAGACAAACAUUGCUACUCUAAUGUCAAUGAAAUAUGGUGUCUAUUGCUCAGUUCAUAUGCCUCUCGAGUAUAGGAACCAUGAAUGAACGGUCGAACCAGUCAAUCAACGAUCACUACUCCUGAUCUAUAGGAUGCAUGACGUCAUUAGACAUGGUCCUAGCAACCGCGGAAUGCGAUCUCUAUUAGCAUCUGUCACCAUCAAUAUAUAUCCUGUCAUCGACAUCGCACAGGAUAGUUAGAAUAAACCUUUUGAAUGGCGUCUGGCUUCGCCAUUGUAACGCCAGCCUCACGAGGGUUAGGAUUCGCCUUUGCGCGACAAUUGCUGGCUCAGACCAACCUCCCAGUAGUCGCAACCGCACGAAGAGACUGCGACGAGGUACGAUCAGAUCUCGUCAACGGUAUCACUACAUCCCAAAAAGCAGACGAGAGACUACAUGUAUUCAAGGUCGACGUGACCGAUGAGUCGGCCAUUUCCUCCAUGGUGUCCAACAUACGGGAUGUACACCCUGACACCCAUUUACGACUGGCAAUAACCGUGCCCGGUACACUCCACGUGGAGAAGACACCGUCGCAGAUUGAUUACUUGAAAGCUUUGGAUAGCUUCAAGACCAAUUCCCUUGCUCCAAUGCUGCUAAUGAAGCACCUAUCGCCGCUUCUCCCAACCAAGUCAGCGGCACCGUUCUUGGAUACUCCGUCGUCUCCUUCACAUCCAGAGGACUCGCUUCAACUACCAACACAUGCAAUCUACGCAAUGAUGGCCGCGCGAGUAGGGUCUAUAUCAGAUAAUGCAACAGGAGGGUGGUACUCCUACCGCGCCAGCAAAGCAGCCGUCUUCCAGCUCGCAAAGACGUUCGACUUGCAUCUGCGCACCCGGAGUAGAGACCGUGCGCUGGCUGUCGCAAUGCAUCCAGGGACAGUGCAGACUGAUUUCACGAGGGAUUAUUGGGAGGGUCGAGAUAUGCUGCAGCCCCACGAGGCCGCGGACAGGUUGCUUCGGGUGAUCUGUGCAAUGGGGGCUGGUCCUGAUGAGGGAAGGGGCAGAUGCUGGGAUUGGAAGGGGGAGGAGGUUUUGCCAUGAUUUUCUGUUGAUACAGCUGUGGGGCGACUGUUUCAGUUCGAGGGAGAUCAACGAUGUA
Aspergillus campestris IBT 28561 is the source of this 1194-nucleotide messenger RNA. RefSeq names its product NAD(P)-binding protein. The transcript has 2 exons. Bases 312 to 1136 code for a protein of 274 amino acids. Lineage: Eukaryota; Fungi; Ascomycota; Eurotiomycetes; Eurotiales; Aspergillaceae. The record is from RefSeq and is a predicted model, not a curated record.